GUUGCUGUUGGGUAUUUACCUUUGCCUUUUAUUUAAUUUAUAUUAAGUGAGUAAUUCCCAACCACAGAUAAGAUGCAUACUUAUAUAGUUCCUUCUGGUUUUUCUUUUUGCUUGUGUGUGCGUAUCUUUAAAUCAAGAGGAGAAUUUAUUUUGGUGAAUGGUUGUGAGGUGAGGAUUUAAAUAAAUAUUUCUUGGAGUGCCUGGGUGGCUCAGUCGGUUAAGCGUCCUACUUCAGCUCAGGUCAUGAUCCGUGAGUUUGAGCCCUGCGUUGGGCUCUGUGCUGACAGCUCAGAGCCUGGAGCCUGCUUCAGAUUCUGUGUCUCCCUCUCUGUCUGCCCUCCCCGCUCAUGCUCUGUCUCUCUCUGUCUCAAAAAUAAAUAAAAACAUUAAGAAAAAAUUUAAAUAAAUAUUUCUUCCCCAAAUAUCCAAGUAGUUUUCUUAACUCUGUUAGAUGAUCUGUCCCUUCCCCAUGGUAUGUGAUUUUCAGGGUGAUCUUGUUUUGUUUUUCUUCAGGCGUCUUGCAGCCCUCCAGAAGAGAAGAGAACUUAGAGCAGCUGGCAUAGAAAUUCAGAAGAAGAGAAAAAAGAAGAGGGGAGUUGAUUAUAAUGCUGAAAUCCCAUUUGAAAAAAAGCCUGCUCUUGGUUUCUAUGAUACUUCUGAGGAAAACUACCAGGCUCUUGAUGCAGAUUUCAGAAAAUUAAGACAACAAGAUCUUGAUGGGGAACUAAGAUCGGAAAAAGAAGGAAGAGACAGAAAAAAAGACAAACAGCAUUUAAAAAGGAAAAAAGAAUCUGAUUUGCCAUCAGCUAUUCUUCAGACUAGUGGUGUUUCUGAAUUUACUAAAAAAAGAAGCAAACUAGUACUCCCUGCCCCUCAGAUUUCAGAUGCAGAACUCCAGGAGGUUGUAAAAGUAGGCCAAGCAAGUGAAAUCGCACGUCAGACUGCUGAGGAAUCUGGCAUAACAAACUCUGCCUCCAGUACGCUUUUGUCUGAGUACAAUGUCACCAACAACAGCAUCGCUCUUAGAACACCUCGUACACCGGCUUCCCAGGACAGAAUUCUGCAGGAAGCUCAGAACCUCAUGGCCCUGACCAAUGUGGACACCCCAUUGAAAGGUGGACUUAAUACCCCUUUGCAUGAGAGCGACUUCUCAGGUGUGACUCCACAGCGGCAGGUUGUACAGACUCCAAACACAGUUCUUUCUACCCCAUUCAGGACUCCUUCUCAUGGAUCUGAAGGGUUGACUCCCCGCAGUGGGACAACUCCCAAACCAGUUAUUAACUCCACCCCGGGUAGAACUCCUCUUCGAGACAAAUUAAACAUUAAUCCCGAGGAUGGAAUGGCAGACUACAGUGAUCCCUCUUAUGUGAAGCAGAUGGAAAGAGAAUCUCGUGAGCAUCUCCGUUUAGGAUUGUUGGGCCUCCCUGCCCCUAAGAAUGACUUUGAGAUUGUUCUGCCAGAAAAUGCUGAGAAGGAGCUGGAAGACCGUGAAAUAGAUGAUACUUACAUUGAAGAUGCUGCUGAUGUGGAUGCACGAAAGCAGGCUAUACGAGAGGCAGAGCGUGUAAAGGAAAUGAAGCGAAUGCACAAAGCUGUCCAGAAAGAUCUGCCAAGACCAUCAGAAGUAAAUGAAACUAUUCUAAGACCCUUAAAUGUAGAACCACCUCUAACAGAUUUACAAAAAAGUGAAGAACUAAUCAAAAAAGAAAUGAUCACAAUGCUUCAUUAUGACCUUCUGCAUCACCCUUAUGAACCAUCUGGAAAUAAAAAAGGAAAAACUGUAGGAUUUGGUACUAAUAAUUCAGAGCACAUUGCCUAUCUGGAACAUAACCCUUAUGAAAAGUUCUCCAAAGAAGAGCUGAAAAAGGCCCAGGAUGUUUUGGUACAGGAGAUGGAAGUGGUAAAACAAGGUAUGAGCCACGGAGAACUCUCAAGUGAAGCUUAUAACCAGGUGUGGGAAGAAUGCUACAGUCAAGUUUUGUAUCUUCCUGGGCAGAGCCGCUACACACGGGCCAACUUAGCUAGCAAAAAGGACAGAAUCGAGUCACUUGAAAAGAGGCUUGAGAUAAACAGGGGUCACAUGACAACGGAAGCCAAGAGAGCUGCAAAGAUGGAAAAGAAGAUGAAAAUUUUGCUUGGGGGUUACCAGUCUCGUGCUAUGGGGCUUAUGAAACAGUUGAAUGACUUAUGGGACCAAAUCGAGCAGGCUUACUUGGAGUUACGCACUUUUGAAGAACUCAAGAAACACGAAGAUUCUGCUAUUCCCCGGAGGCUAGAGUGUCUAAAAGAAGAUGUUCAGCGACAACAGGAAAGAGAAAAAGAACUUCAGCAUAGAUAUGCUGAUCUGCUGCUGGAGAAAGAGACUUUAAAGUCCAAAUUCUGAAGCAUAGUUUAUACUCUGUCACAGGAUGAAUUAAUUGCUGGUUUUCAUACUUUGGAAGGCUGAAACUGAUGAUUAUCUUCAUUGACAAAUUUGCCCACGAUCUGUGGUUUUUCAGUUGUUUACUUUAAAUGAUAUCGAUCUUACACAGUCUAUGUAUAAAGACUUUAACUCCACAAAAUGUUUUAGGGUUUAAAUUAUUAAGAUGAUCAUUCUUUUAGCAGUGUCAUAUUUGCAAAAAUUUUUUUAGUUUUGGCCUUUAAUUUUAAAAGCCUGGUUUUAAAGUGCUGCCUGUGAGUAAACUCUUGAAUAAAAAGAAAAUAUAAAAAAUUGUGAGUGUAGCCUUUUGUUUGAAGUAAUUAGAUAGUUAGAGUGCCCACAAACCAGCAAGUAUGUACUCUGUGUCAUAUUUAAUGAGUAACUCUUGGGUAAUCAGAAUGGUGAUCCCGUAUCUUAAUUCCUUCAGAGGCAGUCCUUUUGUGGCCUCGUUAGUUUUAGCACAGGGCACUCAUUUCUCUAUACACUGACAAGAUGGAUUAACAUUUUAAUACCUCAGGGUUUGUUUUUUUGUUUUUUGGUUUUUUUUCAAGUAUAAUUUUAAGAAGUUCUCUUCUUUGCCCAGCUACUCACACAGUUUAUGGAUUAGGACUCAAAAGAUUUCAUUUUUAUUGACCUGUUAGGUUCUUUUAAAUGUCUUUUCUAUGAAGGUGUGUUGAAGAUUAAUUUCAGUAAGGCUAUCACACUUUAUUAAAGCUUUGUGUUUAUCCUAAGUUAAUUACACAAGUGUAGAAUUUUGGGAAUUGGUAGAAGUGGGAAGACCAGACUUUAUAAUUCACAUGAAAUCGUUUGGGAUAGUUACUAGUUGGCUACAAGUUCAGUAUGGACCAACAGUAUGUUGGACCUACCAGGAAUAUUUCCCCAUCUUAAUCCUAGGGAUUAAA
Messenger RNA from Panthera uncia (snow leopard), 3321 nucleotides. RefSeq names its product cell division cycle 5-like protein. Gene Ontology annotation, cellular component: Prp19 complex; spliceosomal complex. Gene Ontology annotation, molecular function: DNA-binding transcription factor activity, RNA polymerase II-specific; RNA polymerase II transcription regulatory region sequence-specific DNA binding. The coding region runs from base 452 to 2383 and encodes 643 amino acids. Gene Ontology annotation, biological process: mRNA splicing, via spliceosome; regulation of transcription by RNA polymerase II. The transcript is spliced from 11 exons. The record is from RefSeq and is a predicted model, not a curated record. Lineage: Eukaryota; Metazoa; Chordata; Mammalia; Carnivora; Felidae.